This is a messenger RNA of Planococcus citri (citrus mealybug), 1610 nucleotides long. RefSeq lists its product as uncharacterized. The record is from RefSeq and is a predicted model, not a curated record. The transcript has 6 exons. Bases 160 to 1371 code for a protein of 403 amino acids. Lineage: Eukaryota; Metazoa; Arthropoda; Insecta; Hemiptera; Pseudococcidae.
UUUAAAUAUCGUAGCAUUUAAAGAUAACCAUCUUAAUACAGAUUUUUAAUCGGAAAUUACAAACGUCCAUUAAUCAAAAAUCAUCCAAUUCGAACUCAAUUUCGACACAGUGAUGAUAAAUUCGAUCGAUAUACCUAAUUCGUAUACAUCGACUAGGAAAUGCAUUUCGUAACAAAUCUCUCGUUUCUCGUCGUUUUUCUGAUAAAUGGAAUCGCCUCAACAUCUACAUCAGACACCACUUCGGCAUACGAUCUAACAAAAGUUCUAAACACCACCAUCGUUGGAAUAUUCCGAAACACCGAUUACGAUGGCAAAGCGAAACAGUUGAUGAACAAGUUGGCAACAGAUUCGGGCACUUUCGAAAUAUCAAAUAACCGAAAUUUGGAACCGUUCAAGGAUAAAAUCUUCUUUAAUAACAUCGAGAUUUUUGCAGAUUAUAAAUCCAAACCUCAACGUAAAUUCUGCGAAUUUACUACAAAUAAAACGUUUAUCAAUUACAAAGAGAUCGAAUUCACAGUAACCACAGAUGUUUGUAUCGAACUACCAACAAAAUACACUCAUUUCCAAGGAUACAUCACGUACCAAAAUUUAACCAUAAUCGCGACCAGAUUGUUGACGGAUAAGGAUACAGACAAGAAAGUGGAAGUUGAUAUUUCGCACGGUGAUUUAUCAAAUGAUCAAGGCAAUCGUUUAUCAUACUGCGAUGAAAUCGCCUACAAGAAACAACAACAAAUCAUCUACACAUCCGGCAUGAUGUUGCCAUCUCUGAUAAACGCUUCUUUCGCCAGCAAUAAAAUCGCCAAUAUCCUCGAUCAAGAUUUUUGUCAAUCUCCCAAACAGAAGAUCAUUUCAGAGCAGUCGAAUUUCCUCGAAAACGAACACCUUUACUACUACCACAUACCCACGAUAUCCUUCGUGUAUAUAAACCUGAAUAACGUCAAGAUUCGAGGAUUAUCCAACUUCAAAUCGUACAGUAAUAACGAAACUUUCGGCGAUGACGGUUAUACUUUGAUCAUGGAGAAUAUCACAGGUGAAAUGCGACUCGAGCAUGGAUUCAAAGGUGUGCCUAAUGUAGAACUCAGUUUCACCUCGGAUCUUUUGUACGUGUCGCUGGAUAAUGCUGCUAAACGUAUCAGAGUCCAAGCUCAAGACUAUUCAAUUAUUCAAACUAGUUCGCAAUCGGUUGUUUCUUUAACGCCUUGGUUGAGUAAAUACUCGUCCAGUCUGAUGGAGCAAAUCGAAUCGGCGAUGGCGUAUUCUUUGAUGCCAUCGAUAGGAGUGCUGAGAACACAUGGAUCUGGUUUUUCAAUCAAUAUGCGGGAAAUGGAAAGAAGCAUCGUACAACUGCUGAAAAAUGUUACAACAACUUGAUUCGUAGAUUCAUUUCUGAAAUAUCGAUCGUGUAUCUGGCAGUGGCACAGAAGAUACAAGACAGGAUACUGAAGUGAAAAAGGAGGCCAUUUCUUUGAUUUACCUACAUAUUUUAUAAGCUGUCCAUGUAAAUUUGUACCUACUCCAAGUUUUUAUAUUUUAUAAUAAGUAUGUGUAAUUAUUUAAUUAAAAUUAAAAGGUUUUUUUUACUACACUUAUCCAAUAUAAAAUCAACACAA